Messenger RNA from Venturia canescens, 2515 nucleotides. RefSeq names its product Actin-related protein 3 (gene Arp3). Gene Ontology annotation, biological process: Arp2/3 complex-mediated actin nucleation. The coding region runs from base 204 to 1457 and encodes 417 amino acids. Lineage: Eukaryota; Metazoa; Arthropoda; Insecta; Hymenoptera; Ichneumonidae. Gene Ontology annotation, molecular function: actin filament binding. Gene Ontology annotation, cellular component: Arp2/3 protein complex; actin cortical patch. The record is from RefSeq and is a predicted model, not a curated record. The transcript is spliced from 6 exons.
AACUAUUAUUGUAAGGAGCCGCUUAUCGUCGUCGGGUGUGGCGUGUGGCGAUCUCCAAAGGGUAAAGGGGGUUUUGCGAGAGAGAUAGAAAAUAUUGGUUGAAUCCCCGGCGUGAGAACUCAAAAUUUGUCAUUUCAAUAAUUCCUCUUUGGAGAGGUUCAAAAAUUAAAAAUAAAUUGAGGGAGUGAGUAAAAAGUUUCGAGAUGUCGGGGCAACUUCCUGCGUGUGUUAUCGAUGUUGGAACCGGAUACACGAAGCUGGGCUUCGCAGGAAACAGAGAUCCUCAGCUGAUAAUACCGUCAGCGAUAGCUCUGAAGGAAACUGCCAAAGUCGGUGACAAUUCUGCUAGAAGAGUGACCAAGGGUGUAGAAGAUCUGGAUUUUUAUAUUGGCAAUGAAGCCUUUGAAGCAACAGGAUACUCAGUCAAGUAUCCAGUACGGCAUGGAUUGGUGGAAGAUUGGGACCUCAUGGAGCGCUUUCUAGGUCAAUGUAUUUUCAAAUAUCUUCGAGCAGAACCAGAAGAUCAUCAUUUCUUGCUGACCGAGCCACCCCUUAAUACCCCAGAGAAUCGGGAAUACAUGGCUGAAAUAAUGUUUGAGUCAUUCAACGUUCCAGGCCUGUACAUCGCUGUUCAAGCUGUUCUCGCCCUUGCUGCUUCUUGGACAGCCAAGUCUGUGGGAGAUAGAGUACUCACAGGCAUUGUUGUUGACAGCGGGGAUGGAGUUACUCAUGUCAUUCCUGUGGCAGAAGGAUACGUAAUAGGUAGUUGCAUAAAAAACAUCCCAAUCGCUGGUCGAGACAUAACGUAUUUCAUCCAAAGCUUAUUGCGAGAGCGAGAAAUCGGUAUACCGCCAGAACAAUCGCUCGAGACAGCAAAAGCUAUAAAAGAAAAAUAUUGUUACAUUUGUCCGGAUAUUGCGAAAGAGUUUGCGAAAUACGAUAGCGACGCGAGCAGAAUAAAGCAGUAUCUUGGAGUAAACAAUAUCACUCAACAAAGCUUCAACGUCGACGUUGGCUACGAGCGUUUUCUGGGCCCAGAAAUAUUUUUCCAUCCCGAAUUUGCGAAUCCAGAUUUCACGACACCCCUGGACCAGAUCGUCGACGACGUUAUUCAAAAUUGUCCGAUCGACGUGAGAAGACCGCUUUACAAAAAUAUCGUUCUUUCCGGUGGUUCUACCAUGUUCAAAGAUUUUGGUAGACGUUUGCAACGCGAUGUGAAAAAGACCGUAGAUGCGAGGCUCAAAAGUAGCGAAAAACUCAGCGGAGGACACAUUACGCCGACUGCGAUAGACGUUCGCGUGGUGUCUCAUCACAAGCAGCGAUGCGCAGUGUGGUUCGGUGGUGCAUUAUUGGCGAGCGGUCCCGAGUUUUACGACGUGUGUCACACGAAGAAAGACUACCAAGAAUACGGUCCGAGUAUUUGUCGUUACAAUCCAGUUUUCCGGAGUUUGGUUUAAAAUCGAUGGUAAAAGAAAAGGUUCCAGCCUUAGUGGCUUAUCGCUGAAUUAAAUUACCCAGAAAAAAUAAAAACAGUCUGAAAAAAUCAAUGGUAAUCCAAGCUCAUACGAACGGCGAUGUUUUCUGUAACUUAUUAAGGUAAAAUACUAACUCAUACACGCUAUUCAAAUGAGGACUGAAUUUUCUGAACACAUCUAUGCAAAGUUAAAUAAAAAUAUUAAAGAAAAAAGAGCCUGCUUUAAAGAGUUGACUUGAAGCAAACUUUCACGAUGUCCUAUUUUUUCAUCGAGAUACUUGAAAAUAAAACCCUCAACCAUUUUUAAUGCACCACGUUUUAUUUCAUUCUUCUACGCAUCUAUCGUCAGAAUUUUUUCUGAGCUUCAUUACUUGAAUGCUGCAGUCGAAUGUUUGAUUGGUUGAAAAAUAGUCGUAAAUCGAAAGUAAGCAUCGUAUCAAGAUUGCAGAAAAAACUACGGUCCAAAUUACACUGGUAGAAUUGAAGGCGACCAACAUAUACGAAUCAUUUCCCGAAAAAUAUCGAUAUAAAUUUGCAGAUCAUGGGGCAGUCGAUUACAAAGUCGGGUCUGUUUAUCUUGUAAAUUACUUUUAUACUUCGCAUAAAUGUGUUUUGUAAAUUUAGCACUCAUUCGACUCGUGCAAAAUAGCGAUAUGAUAACGAAAAUGUCUUGAGAAUUCACUUGCGAAAUUUUCAUCUUUGUUUCUCUCUCCAAGAAAUUAUUCGAUUUAAUAACAACAGAGAACAAAGUAAUCGAAUAAAUUGAAUGAUUCCAUUUAAUUCGAAGUCCUGAAAUGGAAGAAGUAUUCUAAGCAUUUUACAAUAUCUGACAAAUUUUAUUCGAUAAUAUUUAAUGUUUCUUUUUGAAACUUAGAAAUUACAUCGAAAAUCGAAAUGUGUCUGCAUGCGUUAAUAGCAGAGAGGUCGAAAAUAUUAAAAAAAAAAGAGCUCUAACCGCGUUUACAUCAAAUUUUGUAUAGAAUUUAAAAAAUGUACAUACAAAUAAUCCUUGAUAAGUAAAUUUUUCCUUUUUUAUUCCAA